Lagenorhynchus albirostris (white-beaked dolphin) is the source of this 2429-nucleotide messenger RNA. RefSeq names its product acyl-CoA dehydrogenase family member 9 (gene ACAD9). NCBI's taxonomy places the organism in Eukaryota, Metazoa, Chordata, Mammalia, Artiodactyla, Delphinidae. Gene Ontology annotation, molecular function: flavin adenine dinucleotide binding; acyl-CoA dehydrogenase activity. The transcript has 17 exons. The record is from RefSeq and is a predicted model, not a curated record. The coding region runs from base 513 to 2057 and encodes 514 amino acids.
CCGCAGGGCCCUGGCCUUCCCUGGGUCCCCGCUGAGCGCAGGGGACGCUGCGCACCCCUGCAGAGACUCGGCCCUCCCCUUGUGUGGAAGGCGCCCCCUGCAGUUGGGCCGCACGUGACCUUAGGCCUCGGGUAGUCAUUUGUAAGGUGCACACAAGGCCACCCCACCAUUGCCGGAAGUUGAAGAUAAAAUGCAGAAUACCCAAGUUCAGCGGAGCCUGCGUUUUUAGUGUUUUCUCUUUUUGCUCCUAGAACACUGACUCCUUCCGAGGGUGACUUUGCCCCCCGACCCUGGGUGGGCAUUUGGCAACAUCUAGAGACAUUUCUGUUGUCAGAACUGUGGAGGAGGGGGAACUUCUAGUGGGCAGAGGUCAAGGAUGCCACCCCACGUCCUACAGCACACGGGGCACCCCUGCGACAGAAGGACCCAACCCCGGAUUCCAGUAUCCCAGGCAGAGAGACCUUUCCUGGAGGCCACGAGAUGCUGGGGGUGGCCUGGGCCUCUCCAACACCAUGUACGCGCGGCUGGGGGAGAUCAUCAGCCUGGAUUGCUCCAUCGCCGUGACGCUGGCAGCACACCAGGCCAUCGGCCUCAAGGGCAUCAUCUUGGCCGGCAGCGAGGAGCAGAAGGCCAGGUACCUGCCCAAGCUGGCUUCCGGGGAGCACGUGGCCGCCUUCUGCCUGACGGAGCCAGCCAGUGGGAGCGAUGCUGCCUCCAUCCGGACCAGGGCCACAUUAAGUGAAGAUAAGAAACACUACGUCCUCAAUGGCUCCAAGGUCUGGAUCACCAAUGGAGGACUAGCCAGUGUUUUUACUGUGUUUGCAAAGACAGAGGUUGUUGAUUCUAAUGGCUCAGUAAAGGACAAGGUCACAGCGUUCAUAGUAGAGAGAGACUUUGGUGGAAUCACCAGCGGGAAACCUGAGGAUAAGUUAGGCAUCCGAGGCUCCAACACCUGUGAGGUCCACUUUGAGAACACCAGGGUGCCCGUGGAAAACGUCCUCGGAGAAGUUGGAGGCGGCUUUAAGGUGGCCAUGAACAUCCUCAACAGCGGGCGGUUCAGCAUGGGCAGUGCCGUGGCUGGGAUGCUCAAGAAACUGAUUGAGAUGACCGCCGAGUACGCCUGCACGAGGAAACAGUUCAACAGGAACCUCAGCGAGUUUGGCUUGAUUCAGGAGAAGUUUGCCCUGAUGGCUCAGAAGGCUUACGUGAUGGAAAGUAUGGCCUACCUCACUGCGGGGAUGCUGGACCAGCCGGGCUUCCCUGACUGCUCCAUCGAGGCCGCCAUGGUGAAGGUGUUCAGCUCCGAGGCCGCCUGGCAGUGUGUGAGCGAGGCGCUCCAGGUCCUCGGGGGCUCAGGCUACAUGAGGGACUACCCGUACGAGCGCAUCCUGCGCGACAGCCGCAUCCUGCUCAUCUUCGAGGGAACCAACGAGAUUCUCCGGAUGUACAUCGCCCUGACAGGCUUGCAGCAUGCCGGCCGCAUCCUGACUGCAAGGGUCAAGCAGCUUAAACAGGGCAAUGUGACCACCAUCAUGGAGACUGUCAGCCGGAGGGUUCGGGACUCCCUGGGCCGAACUGUGGACCUUGGGCUGACAGGGAAGCUCGGAGCCGUGCACCCCAGCAUGGAGGACAGUGCCCACAAGCUCGAGCAGAACGUGCACUACUUCAGCCGCACGGUGGAGACCCUGCUGCUUCGCUUUGGCAAGACCAUCGUGGAGGAGCAGUUGGUCUUGAAGCGCGUGGCCAACAUCCUCAUCAACCUGUACGGGAUGACGGCCGUGCUGUCGCGCGCCAGCCGCUCCAUGCGCGUGGGGCUCCAGAACCACGACCAUGAGGUUCUGUUGGCCAACAUCUUCUGCACGGAAGCUUACUACCAGAAUCUCUUCGCUCUGUCUCAGCUGGACAAGUCUGACCUGCGGAGGGAGGAGCGCGGGACUCCACGCAACUCUGAGCACUGGCACCCCACACCCACCGUGCUGACGCGGCUGUCACCGCCUGCAGAGGGGAUGAUGAAAUGGCUUCUCCAGCAGAUUCUCCAGAAAAUCUCGAUGAACUGAUCAAGAAAGUGUCCCAGCAGGUCCUAGAGAAGCGAGCCUACGUCUGUGCCCACCCUCUGGACUGGACGUCCUGAAGCAGGGGGACAGCAUCCCUGCUGCUGUCUGCCUGACACACGCCUUCCAGAAGGUAGAGAACUUGCUUUAUUACAAGCUGACCAAGUUCUCUGACGGGCUUUCUCCAGGCCCCCGUGGGCACUAUUGCCUGACACGAUCCCGGGCUCUGAGCCGACACGGGGAGAGCGCGGAGCUGCUGAGACUCGCCUCACCGGGAGGCUUCGGGGUGGAAGCUGGCCUGGGGUGGUAGGGCCGCGUCUCAGCAGGGUGGCCAUUUCUGCCAGACCACACGUUCUCCAAGAAACAGCUUGAAAACCA